UUGCAAGUUUAAUGUGCUCUGAGCAAGAAUCGCGAGUGGACGUUACAGAAGAGAACGCGUCGAAGUCGAACGAUAAAAGUGAAAAGUCGUAGUCGAUCGCUGCACUGCUGCGUCCUGAGAAGACCCCUCAAAACACACAAACACAAACACCUAUAAGAUAAGUGAGAUGGCUCUGGUUCCGGCUACGAACAACACGGAUUGGGAUUACUGGGAUUAUCGCCGUCGCUUGUGGCGCGAUUGGGACAUCAACGACUGGGAUCUGCCCUACUGGAAGCGCUCGCUGUCGCGCGUGGGCUCCGCGCCCGACCUCAGCAGGGUGAUCGUGGGCAAGGACGGGUUCGAGGCCAACGUGGAUGUGCACCAGUUCAAGCCGUACGAGAUCACAGUGAAGACCACCGGGGACACGGUGGUGGUGGAGGCCAAGCACGAGAAGCGUCGCGACGGCGACACCUUCGUGGGCCGCCACAUUGUCAAGCGAUUUGUGCUGCCCCGCGGCUACUACCCCAACGACGUCCGCUCCGAGCUGUCCUCCGAUGGCAUCCUCACCGUCCGCUGUCCGCCGUACCUCAGCAACGAGCGAAGUGUCUACGUUCGUCAAGUCGGUCCCUCAUAUCUAAGCAUCAAGAACUAACCCCGGGCAGAGGCUUUCUGUGUGUUUUGUUUUUAGUUUCUGUAAAAGACAGACAAAUUAAUGCACCCGACACGACCGGACUGCCCGGAAUUUCAGAGAUUUAUUCUAGAAUGAAUUUCUAGAGUCUCCUAAUUCUAAGUAAACCAAAUCCAAAAGAACAA
This is a messenger RNA of Drosophila subobscura, 792 nucleotides long. Its product is annotated as heat shock protein 27. NCBI's taxonomy places the organism in Eukaryota, Metazoa, Arthropoda, Insecta, Diptera, Drosophilidae. Bases 167 to 631 code for a protein of 154 amino acids. The record is from RefSeq and is a predicted model, not a curated record. Gene Ontology annotation, biological process: protein refolding; response to heat. The transcript has a single exon. Gene Ontology annotation, molecular function: protein folding chaperone.